Molecule: messenger RNA, 1653 nt
Organism: Naumovozyma castellii
Lineage: Eukaryota; Fungi; Ascomycota; Saccharomycetes; Saccharomycetales; Saccharomycetaceae
Product: Gti1/Pac2 family protein
Exons: 1
Coding region: 1-1653 (550 amino acids)
Source: RefSeq, a predicted model, not a curated record
AUGAGCAUAUCACCUACAUUUAAAGGGUACGUGGAUGAUGAAUAUGAUGCAGCACUUAUAAUCCAAGCAGUUCUCGAUGGUAAAUUGGGACACGUCCCAAGAAGGCUGCAUGAUGCUGAGAGACCACAAUUAAUUGUAUCUGGCAACGUAUUUGUAUUUUUAGAAGAAUUAUCAGGAAUUAAAAGAUGGACAGAUGGUAUAUCCUGGUCUCCAUCAAGAGUGUCCGGUAAAUUCUUAAUGUACAAAGAAUUGAAUAAACAUUAUCCCGAUUCCAUUAACGUAAAAGGGCCUAUACCAUUGAAGCCAAAAUUUUCCACGACAAAUGAACAAAGUGGCAACCAUGAUAAUGAAAUACCUUCAAAUAAUAUGAGACAAUUCCUUCCAAGUCAAAACGAAUUGAGAUACUAUCCUUCAAGGUAUACUGGGUUUGUUAAAAAGACAUUUUCAGUAAAAUUUAGAAAUCAAGAAGCCGAUGCUUGGGAGAGAUUCCAUGUUAUAUCAUAUUAUUCAGAAGUACAUGUAGCCCAAAAUCAAUUGAUACGGCCGAGGGAUUUAAGUUACUUCAAUGACGUACAACUCUCUCCUAAUCUAGUAUCCCAAAUAGAAAAGAUAACACUUGGAGCUAUAAAAGUUAAUUUGGAAAAGGUAGAGAAGAAAGUUGAAAAUCAAUUUAAGAAUAAAAAUAUGAAUAAUGUCCAACCUUAUCAUGUUAAUAAUAUAACUUUCCAUGUAGGGAAUCGAGAUGAUAUUGCUUAUAAUACAUUACCCCAACCGUCAUUGAGUCUCCCACCUCAAUUGAUACCAAUGCAAACCGGGAAUCAUGUAUUAAUACCACAUUUCCCAAAUACAGCCAAUAAAUGGAUUAAUACACCUGCAACUUUUGAAACAAGGUUGCCACCAACAACAAUGAGACAGAGUAUAUCUGUUCCAACCUUCCACAAUAACCAAAUUUCAUACCAAAGGAACCAAUCAUAUCCUGAACUAUUUUCAUUUAAUCGACCUUAUGUAAACAACAUGGUGAAAGCACCCCCAACUCCCUUGGAUCAAAAUGAGAAAAACGUUCGUUAUUGCCCACCAACACUAACUCCAAUACCAAGGCCCUUGCAUUUAACAUCUAGCAAUAUGUUAUCAGUUGAUUCAAAUGUUCUACCACCAAUAAAUGUAACUGAAAGUGGUUAUCCACCUCAUUAUUUGGAACCGAUGAGAUUGGGUCCUGUUUACUCCUCAUCUAUAUCAGAGCCUGGUACAAUUCGAAAAUCAUCUGUUUCCUCUUUAGGUCAAGAUCAUGAUGGUUCCACGAUAAAUAUUGAUAAUGGACCAAAACCCGUUAGAUCAAUGAAUGUUUUAGAUGUGUUGAAUCAUCCUGAUACUCGUUAUCCGACCCCUUACAGAGAUAAUGAAGUAAAUUUUGGUGUUCCUCCAUCAACAACAUUUUCCUCACAGGAAGAAAUACUUCCUCCUAUUAGAGAAUCUCAUUUUUAUAACGGAUCAUCCAUAAAUGUCCCGUUAUCUAAUGGCGGAUCAAAUGUAAAAUCCAUGGAGUUGAAAAACGUUGGUUUCACAGAAAAGACACCAGUGAUACGUCCAGAAGAUAUUAGUACUGAUAGUAAUUCCAACGGGAAUAAUGGAGAAGCUGGACCAGAAAGUAUCUAA